Molecule: messenger RNA, 344 nt
Organism: Oncorhynchus nerka (sockeye salmon)
Lineage: Eukaryota; Metazoa; Chordata; Actinopteri; Salmoniformes; Salmonidae
Product: lysosomal cobalamin transport escort protein LMBD1-like
Exons: 3
Biological process (GO): protein localization to lysosome
Cellular component (GO): lysosomal membrane
Source: RefSeq, a predicted model, not a curated record
AGAAGCACAUGGUCCGUGUUUGUUGCAGGAAGUGAAGAUGGCGGACCAGUCGUUGCUAUCUGAGUCUGCUCUCGGGUGGUCUAUAUUCGCCCUUGUAUUUUUGGUGAUCCUGUCCUUCUGUUGGGUCUACAUCAGGAAGUACCAGAGCCGCCAAGAGAGUGAGGUCAUCUCAACCAUCACUGCAAUAUGCGCAUUGGCCAUUGCACUGAUAACCUCUGCACUUCUUCCAGUGGAUAUAUUCCUAGUGUCUUACAUGAAGCACCCCAACGGUACUUACAAGGAGUGGGCAGAAAACAAUGAGACACGAGGCCAAAUCGAAGACACUGUGCUGUAUGCUUAUUACU